Molecule: messenger RNA, 549 nt
Organism: Rhizopus microsporus ATCC 52813
Lineage: Eukaryota; Fungi; Mucoromycota; Mucoromycetes; Mucorales; Rhizopodaceae
Exons: 5
Coding region: 1-549 (182 amino acids)
Biological process (GO): formation of translation preinitiation complex
Molecular function (GO): RNA binding
Source: RefSeq, a predicted model, not a curated record
AUGUUUAAAAAAUUUAACUUUUCAGAAAACAUUGCUGGACAAUCGCAAUUAAAAUCUUCUGUUCAAAGAAACAUUCGUUCAAAGCUUGCAGAGGACUAUCCUGCGCUUGAACCUAUUCUAGAUGAUAUUAUGCCAAAGAAAACACCUAUUGUUCAAAUCAAGGGUCACGAUCAUAUAUCUUUUCUUUCUGUCAAUGGAGAGAUCCUUUUCUUUCAACAUUUCGAUGGUCCCUUUUUUCCAACGCUAGCCUUAUUACACAAGUACCCUGAUAUCCUCCCAAAGCUACAGGUUGAUCGUGGAGCUAUCAAGUUUGUUUUAUCUGGAGCCAAUAUCAUGUGUCCAGGAUUGACAUCCAAGGGUGCACGUAUGGAUGAGAAUUUACCUGUGGGAGCUGUUGUAGCUAUCAUGGCAGAAGGCAAAGAGAAUGCACUUGCUGUCGGAUUACUCAAGAUGAGCACAGAGGAUAUUAAAAAAGUGAAUAAGGGAAUUGGCGUGGACAAUAUUCAUUAUUUGACUGACCCACUCUGGAAAGAAACCAUUCACAUAUAA